Anopheles bellator is the source of this 401-nucleotide messenger RNA. RefSeq names its product cytoplasmic FMR1-interacting protein-like. Lineage: Eukaryota; Metazoa; Arthropoda; Insecta; Diptera; Culicidae. The annotation marks the transcript as partial. The transcript has 2 exons. Gene Ontology annotation, cellular component: synapse; neuron projection; SCAR complex. Gene Ontology annotation, molecular function: RNA 7-methylguanosine cap binding; small GTPase binding. The record is from RefSeq and is a predicted model, not a curated record. Gene Ontology annotation, biological process: regulation of translation; regulation of actin filament polymerization; cell morphogenesis.
GCAUUAAAAAGAUGUCACAGGAAAAGAUCACCCUAGCGGAUGCGUUAUCCAACGUCGAGGUGUUGGAUGAGUUACCAUUACCCGACGAACAACCCUGUAUUGAAGCGCAGCCCUGCUCUGUGGUUUACCAGGCUAACUUUGAUACGAAUUUCGAGGAUCGAAACGGGUUUGUGACGGGUAUUGCAAAAUAUAUCGAGGAGGCUACUACUCAUGCGAAUCUGAAUCAACUUCUUGACGAAGGCCAAAAACAUGCUGUUAUGCUGUAUACAUGGCGCUGCUGUUCGCGGGCGAUACCGCAACCGAAGUCAAACGAGCAGCCGAACCGAGUCGAAAUCUACGAAAAGACGGUUGAAGUUCUCAGUCCAGAGGUGAAAAAACUGUUGAACUUUAUGUACUUUCAA